Messenger RNA from Dibothriocephalus latus, 615 nucleotides. Lineage: Eukaryota; Metazoa; Platyhelminthes; Cestoda; Diphyllobothriidea; Diphyllobothriidae. The record is from the annotation of a GenBank genome assembly.
UGCCUUCCAAAGUCCACCGUUAUCCCCCUCCUUCUAGGCAAAAAGGACGUGGCAGUAGAAGCAGUUACAGGGUCUGGAAAAACCCUCGCCUUUGUUAUUCCCAUUGUCGAACUUUUGGCUCGUCGCUUGGAGCCCUGGAAAAAACACGAGAUCGGUGCUCUUGUUAUUUCGCCCACAUUUGAGCUGGCUGGGCAAAUUCUCGAGGUAUUUCAAGCCUUCCUGAAGCACUUUACUGACGAGGAUGGACAACCGCUCUGGACUUCCAUUCUUCUGGCGGGUGGUGGUGGUGCUGGCGCCAAAACAAACCGGCUGGAGGACCUGCAGCGUUUUGUGGCGACGGGUGCAACUAUUAUGGUCGCCACACCAGGACGCCUUGUAGACAUGGUUACCAAGGCCGCAGCCCUCGGUCAGGUGUCUGCCGACCAAUCCCACAAUCCUAUUCUCCGUGGUUUCCGCAGCUUGGUUAGUUCACGCGCAUUUUUUUUACUUCCUAAAUCAAACAUAUACAGAAGGAGAAAGGGCGUUCAUCGGCAGAGGUUAAUUUGUUAUCUGACGUUUCGGAUAAUUAUCUCGUCCAUUCAUCUUCAGAGAAUGAAUACUCUGGCAGGUGCAAGU